This is a messenger RNA of Vitis vinifera (wine grape), 2268 nucleotides long. Its product is annotated as putative tRNA (cytidine(32)/guanosine(34)-2'-O)-methyltransferase. Gene Ontology annotation, cellular component: cytoplasm. Gene Ontology annotation, biological process: tRNA methylation; cytoplasmic translation. The record is from RefSeq and is a predicted model, not a curated record. Lineage: Eukaryota; Viridiplantae; Streptophyta; Magnoliopsida; Vitales; Vitaceae. The transcript has 13 exons. The coding region runs from base 1160 to 2110 and encodes 316 amino acids. Gene Ontology annotation, molecular function: tRNA methyltransferase activity.
UUAAUAUAUGUAUUGGCAGCUGCCUUUGUAGGAAAACAAUAGUCGAGUCUAUAAAGCAAUACGGCCAAUUCAGUAGGAAACCUGGGAGUCUUAUGGGCAUUGGUUUUACAUAUAAAAAAUUAAUUGAUAUUUUAAACCAAUUUUUAUCCAUAAUUUUUUUACAUUAAUUGAAUCACUAUUUGGUUUUAAGUUAAUUUUAGAAAUUAUUAGAUUUAUUAAUUAAAUAAAUAAAUUAAGUCUUAAUUGAUUUACAAUUUAUUUACCUAAUAAAAAAUUAAUAAAAAUAUGAUCAUAUGUAAAGAAAAAAUUAAUCAAGACAUCCAAAAAAAAUCUUGGUUUAUGACUUUUCAAUAUUACUGAUUUCUAUUAAUUUCUAAUAUUAAUUAAAUUGGUUUAUUAAAUGUUAAAUUAUUUUUAAAAAUUAAUAAAUUUUAUGUCCAAAAUAUAGUUUGAUUUAAAAUUUAUAUAAUUAAUGAAUUUUUUUAUUAAAUUAAAUUAAAUUCAUAAAAAUAGGUGUAAUUUAAAUGUAUAUCAUAUUAAAAAAAUUUCGGUAUCAAUAAUGGAUGGUGAAAAGAGAAGAAGUUAUCAUGUUUAAUUUUAUUUAUUUAUUUUAUAAUUUUUUUAAUUCCUUUGUAUUUUCUUUUUGUUUCUAAAAUUUAGUUAAAAUAGUUUUACUUAUUCUUAAAAAUAAAAACAAGAACUCUUUUUCAAUCUCAUGACCCGACAACUCCUUAUCUAUUUAUUUAUUUUUAUUUUUCAGUUGUUGGUUUGAAAUCGUAAAAAUAUAAAAUAAUUUUGAAACUAAUUUGCAAAUUUAUAAUUAAAAUUUUUUGAAAAAUAAAAUUGCAACCAAAUUAGGAAUGCUUGAAUGAGUUCUCGGUACUUGGUGGGUUUAGGUACCCGCGGUGUCCCGACCACUCCACCCCCAACCUCUGCUUGCGUUGUUUCGAGUAUCUGCUUUUUUGAUAGAAGCACUAGUAACAAACGUGCUGCGAGCUAUUACUCCCAUCACACGAGGGGAGGUACACAGGAGCCCAUUCCCAGGAAAUUCAGCACUCAUCCUCCUCUCCCUGCACUUCUGAUUUGUAUUGUACCAAAGGAUUAGCAAGAGUAAAUACUUCCUGUUUCACUACCUACAGAACUGCGAGGUAUUUAAAGCAUGGGCAAAGCUUCAAGGGAUAAGAGGGAUAUCUACUAUCGUAAAGCAAAGGAAGAAGGUUGGCGUGCUCGAAGUGCCUUCAAACUCCUUCAGAUUGAUGAGGAAUUCAACAUAUUUGAAGGGGUCAAGCGUGUGGUAGAUCUAUGUGCAGCCCCUGGUAGCUGGAGUCAGGUUUUGAGUCGUAAGUUGUUUCUCCCAGCAAAGCUUUCACCUGCCUCAAGGGAUGGUGAUCUUCCUCUUAUUGUGGCGAUUGAUUUGCAGCCCAUGGCUCCAAUUGAAGGGGUGAUUCAAGUCCAGGGUGAUAUAACAAAUGCUCGUACAGCUGAACUGGUCAUUAGGCAUUUUGAUGGAUGCAAGGCUGACCUGGUUGUGUGUGAUGGUGCUCCUGAUGUUACCGGGCUUCAUGAUAUGGAUGAAUUUGUCCAGUCCCAACUUAUUCUUGCGGGUUUAACAAUUGUUACUCAUGUGCUUAAAAAAGGUGGAAAAUUUAUUGCAAAGAUAUUUCGGGGAAAAGAUACUAGUCUCCUUUAUUGCCAGCUGAAAUUAUUCUUCCCUAUAGUAACUUUUGCAAAACCGAAAAGCAGCCGUAAUUCCAGCAUAGAGGCAUUUGCAGUUUGUGAAAAUUAUUCUCCUCCUGAAGGAUUUAAUGAGAAAGAUUUGCAUCGCCUUCUAGAAAAGGUGGGAAGUCCAUCAGGAGCAGAUGAUCUAGAUUGCAGAAGCGGGUGGUUGGAAGGGCCAAAUAAGGUGUACAUUCCAUUUUUGGCUUGUGGAGACCUCAGUGGGUAUGACUCAGACCAGUCAUAUCCUCUUCCCAAAGUUGCUGAAGGAACUUACCAGAGCUUGGAUCCUGUACAGCCCCCAAUUGCUCCUCCUUAUAAGAGAGCUCUAGAACUAAAGAAAGCUUCCAGUCAUGGAAUUCGAGAGCUAGAAAGGCUCUCCCUGGAUUCUUGAUUUUAUAUUUAUUACUUCCACAUAGUCAUCCAUUCAUAAAAGUAUUGGAAUGUGGUGAAGUUGGUAACUGAGUUGAAAUGAUAGAUAAUGAUUGCAAUUGACACAGAACAAUUCAUUCAAGACUUUUAUUUAAUGAAUUGUUGGCAGCUAUUGGGUCA